UCACCACCACACCCUCAACCUUCCGCUAAUAAUGAGCCAAAAGUUUCGUUUAAAAUGGACACUAACAAGCCAAAGUCCAAUGAUCAUGAGCUGAUUAGAUUAGGUGAGCAAAUGGACAGAUGGUGUUCUGAUUUGAAAAGGAACGUAUUAGCUGAAUUUGAACAAGCUCAGAUAAGAUCAAGAGAAGAACAAAAAGCAGCUACUCUUCAAGAAAUUAAUGAUUUAGUGUCUCAGAAUCGGCUGCUUCAGUCACAAAUCAAUAGAAUUAAUGGACUUUUGACAACUUACCAGUUGUCAAUUAACAAAAAAGAUGAAAUCAUCCAGCGGUUAACUAAAUCUCUGCAGAAACAAAAAGACCGAAUUGGUUUAGCUAGAUCAUUUUCAAUGUGGAGGGGGCAGCACAAUGAUGAAAAAAGAGAAAUAUUUACUAGUACUUUGGCUGUAAAGCAUUAUAAUUAUAAACUAAAGAGAAAAGCAUUGCAGAAAUGGUUUGGAAUUAUACAAAAUAAAUGGAGAGAGAGAGUACAGAGAGCUUGUCAAGUAAGAGCAGAGGAAGUAUGCCAGAAACUUAAAGCAAGUCACACCAAAGAAAUAAAGACAUUUGAGAAGUUGUUGGAGGAGAGAGAGGAGGAACUGAGCAGACUUUAUAAAGAAAGAGAUUCAUUCGAAGAAAAUUUGAAGAAAGCUUUCAUGAGAGGAGUAUGUGCUUUGAACAAGGAGGCAAUGACUAUGUUUAAUAAAGAACAACUGGGAGAUUGUGGUUACCAUGGCAACCAGACAGUUCCUCCUCCUCCUCCUCCUGUUAAAGAAGGAGGAAAGUCAAGAGAACCAAAAGUUAUGAUUGAGAAGCACUUGCACUAAAAUAUCACUUACUAGUAUAUAAACUACUAUUAUCAUUAUAUUAAAAUUAAUUAAUCUA
Molecule: messenger RNA, 919 nt
Organism: Amphimedon queenslandica
Lineage: Eukaryota; Metazoa; Porifera; Demospongiae; Haplosclerida; Niphatidae
Product: centrosomal protein POC5-like
Exons: 7
Coding region: 55-861 (268 amino acids)
Source: RefSeq, a predicted model, not a curated record